AUGACGCAGAUUACCCUUUUAAUUCGUCGCUGCGUAAGCAAACUCUCCUCUAUAUUGGAGGAGAAGGAGGAACGGAUUGUUAAGGCAAUUAUCGCUAGCAUAAAGCUUAUCGGACGAAAAGACGAAGUGGUCCUUAUAGCACCGACGGGUACCGCGGCCGAUAAUAUCGGUAGGAAUACGUAUUAUACAUCGUUAGGAAUAUCUAUCGACCGUUCACGUCGAACACGGAUAAACUCCAGAAUCGCUAAAUCCCUCGAUAGAUCCUCUCCUAAUCUUUUUGGUGGUCUUCCUAUAGUGAUCCUUAUCGGUGACUUUUUUCAGUUUCCACCCGUUCUCGGUCCGGCGCUAUGGAGGGAGCCAAGAAGAGGCAUAGAUAAGGAUGAAAAUGGUCGGGUCCUCUGGCAUCAGUUCAAAAAGGUAAUCAUCCUCGAUGAGUAA
Messenger RNA from Penicillium cataractarum, 438 nucleotides. RefSeq lists its product as uncharacterized. The record is from RefSeq and is a predicted model, not a curated record. The transcript has 4 exons. NCBI's taxonomy places the organism in Eukaryota, Fungi, Ascomycota, Eurotiomycetes, Eurotiales, Aspergillaceae. The coding region runs from base 1 to 438 and encodes 145 amino acids.